CCAGGAGUCACCUUCGACGACAUCGUGGGGUGUGAGAGGGCCAAGCAGCUGCUGCAUGAGGCCGUGGCCCUGCCCCUCAUCAUACCGGAGUUCUUUACGGGUAUUCGCGAGCCGUGGCGCGGUGUGCUGCUUCACGGUCCCCCGGGUAACGGCAAGACCCUGCUGGCCAAGGCGGUGGCUAAGAUGGUGGGGGGAGCCUUCUUUGCGGUGUCCCCCUCCUCUCUGACCAGCAAGUGGAGGGGGGAGAGCGAGAAGCUGCUGGCCACAUUGUUCGCGGUGGCGCAGGCUCAUGCACCAGCCAUCAUCUUUAUUGACGAGGUGGAUGCGCUGGGGGGCGCUCGAGGCGUUGACGGGGAGCACGAGGCUAGUCGCAGGUUCAAGGCGGAGUUGCUACAGCAGAUGGACGGGCUAGCCAGCGGCCGUGGUGUGAUGGUUCUAGCCGCCACCAACUGCCCGUGGGACCUGGACCCCGCCCUGAGAAGGCGUCUUGAGAAGCGCAUCCACAUCGAUCUUCCCGACACUGCCCAGCGCCUGGCCCUGCUCCACCUGCACCUGCGGGGAGUAGCAGUGGCCCCGGAUGUGGACCUCGCCGCGCUGGCUGCGGCGUGUGAGGGAUACAGCGGGGCCGAUAUCCGGCUGCUGUGCAGGUGGGGGGGGGGAGCGGAGGGGAGUGGGGGCCAGUGGGGGAUUGGGGGGCUUGUUGUGGGGUUUUUGGAUGUGCGAGGGUGGGGGGGUUGA
Volvox carteri f. nagariensis is the source of this 738-nucleotide messenger RNA. RefSeq lists its product as uncharacterized. Gene Ontology annotation, molecular function: ATP hydrolysis activity; ATP binding. Gene Ontology annotation, biological process: microtubule severing. The record is from RefSeq and is a predicted model, not a curated record. The transcript has 6 exons. Lineage: Eukaryota; Viridiplantae; Chlorophyta; Chlorophyceae; Chlamydomonadales; Volvocaceae. The annotation marks the transcript as partial. Gene Ontology annotation, cellular component: microtubule cytoskeleton.